AAUUAGAACAGAGAAUCAAACAAGAAUAUAUCAACAACAACAACAACAACAACAACAAAGGAAACCAAAAAAAUUCUAGUGUGUAAUUGUCUUAAGAUAGUAACAUAUCAUUAGAGGAUUCCUACCUGGUUAUAUAAAGGGCCUCCUUGUGUGUUUCACUGUGAUCUAUCAGCUAUGGCCAUUUUAGGACACACACUACUAGCACUUUCACUGGUAGCACUGGUCCUAUGCUACCCUAACCCACCGACAUGCUACACUAAGGUGUUGAGUAUGGCUCGAGACCUCACCCAUCAGGCAGCGAUGAUCAAGAUGGAACCUGAAACUAGGCGUUGCAUGGCGCACAUCCCACAUCUCUACCUAGAUGUGCAUAACGCUUGCAUCAUGCCGAAGAUGAGGCAGUACGUCUUUCUGGUGGACGGCUUGCGUGAACUGCGCUGUGCUUACACCAGGAAAGUGCGGGUGGUGGGUCUCGAGGUCAGGCAACUGCACAUGAUCAUGUCCCAGAGGUGUCACGGGGAGCUGGUGUUCACCACUGAUGACUGUGCAGCCUUGGACCGCCCGCCGAUGAGCUGGAGCCGGAAAUGACAAUGCCACAGUUUGAUGAGAGAGAGAGGGA
Oncorhynchus masou masou (cherry salmon) is the source of this 616-nucleotide messenger RNA. Its product is annotated as CYTL1 domain-containing protein. Gene Ontology annotation, biological process: positive regulation of transcription by RNA polymerase II. The transcript is spliced from 4 exons. The record is from RefSeq and is a predicted model, not a curated record. NCBI's taxonomy places the organism in Eukaryota, Metazoa, Chordata, Actinopteri, Salmoniformes, Salmonidae. The coding region runs from base 175 to 585 and encodes 136 amino acids.